Messenger RNA from Colletotrichum lupini, 441 nucleotides. RefSeq lists its product as uncharacterized. The record is from RefSeq and is a predicted model, not a curated record. Bases 1 to 441 code for a protein of 146 amino acids. The transcript has 2 exons. NCBI's taxonomy places the organism in Eukaryota, Fungi, Ascomycota, Sordariomycetes, Glomerellales, Glomerellaceae.
AUGGACCGCAACAGUCCACAUCCUAUGGUGGAUCCCCUUCUCGCCCUCGCCCUCGCAACAAUCCUCAUCCUCACCUUCAACUUCAUCAAAGGCCACCCGCUAGGCAUUUCCGGACGACUUUCGCGCCUUCUUCGGAGGGGGAUGAAAACCGAACAGGAUACCAUCUACUUGUGCGGGUGGGCCAUGGUCUUCCUUUGGGGCGCCUACACCAACGCGGCACUCCAGCUUAGUGGGAUUUUCAGAUCCAGGGUCUCCAAGGUGUGGUUUACGUGCUUGGUCGGCAUGUUGGUCUUGGGCUGGCUUUGGAAUGUCGGGUUGACGGUGAAGUUGCUGUCUGGUAAAUUAAAGUUAGGGGAUGGAAUACUUUCUUCUGCACUGCCGACUGAUUUCAAACUUCUCAGCCGUGAUCCGGAGAUCAGAAAUCGAAGGGAGCUGCUCUAA